Molecule: messenger RNA, 891 nt
Organism: Thermothielavioides terrestris NRRL 8126
Lineage: Eukaryota; Fungi; Ascomycota; Sordariomycetes; Sordariales; Chaetomiaceae
Product: mitochondrial 54S ribosomal protein YmL8
Exons: 2
Coding region: 129-725 (198 amino acids)
Biological process (GO): translation
Cellular component (GO): mitochondrial large ribosomal subunit; ribosome
Molecular function (GO): structural constituent of ribosome
Source: RefSeq, a predicted model, not a curated record
CAAAAACUUCGUGAGCACCAUCCACGAUAGUUAGCCCCCAAUCCCACGACAGCUCUCCUCCUACCGCACCGCCGACCCAAGACCAAUUCCACCUGCGUUUCGCAUCGACAAGAGAAACACAGCCCACCAUGGCGGGCGGGCACAUGAAAUACCGGCAGCUGUCGCGCGACUCGGCGCACCGCAAGGCGCUGCUGCGCAACCUGGUGACCUCGCUGAUCAAGCACGAGUCGAUCCACACGACCUGGCCCAAGGCGAAGGAGGCCCAGCGGCUGGCCGAGAAGCUGAUCACCCAAGCCAAGAAGAACAACGAGCCGGCGCGGAGGAAAGCGCAGGGGAUCCUCUUCAACGCGCACGAGCUGAUGCCCAAGCUCUUCGGCGAGCUGCGGGAGCGGUACCUGCACCGGCCGGGCGGGUACACGCGGGUGCUGCGGACGGAGCCCAAGGACAAGUACGACCAGGCGCCGAGCGCGAUCCUGGAGCUGGUGGACGGGCCCAAGGACAUGCGCUUCGCCAUGACGGCGGCGGCCGUCGCGCGCGACCGCCUGCUGGGCAAGCGGCACACCGACCUGACGCAGAAGAACAUCGCCAAGGUGACGCGCUUCCGCGCUGACGGGCGCGACCGGUUCGAGGAGAUGGUCGGCAAGAUUGAGGCCAUGACGUUGGCGUCGCAGUCGGAGUCGUCAUCAUCCUCGUCGUCGUCGUCGUCGUCGUCAUCGUCACGAUAGGAGCAUGUUUGUGUGGGGCUGCUGAACUGUACUUUUUGUUUCUCUUGCUUUGGCAUUUUUGUUCUCUCUCGUUUGGGCGGGAUGGGUGGCUAGAAGGAAGUGUAAGUGUUAUGAGAGCAAAGCUCUGUACAUCAUGGAACUUGCAUAUACGAGUACGAUACGGGGA